AUGGUAAAAAAAAAUUCAUUCAUCUCAGUUAUUACACAAGAAGAAAAAGAAGAAAAUAGUGGAUCUGUUGAAUUUCAAGUAUUCCAUUUUACCAGUAAGAUACGGAGACUUACUUCACAUUUAGAAUUGCACAAAAGAGAUUUUUUAUCACAAAAGGGUCUACGAAUAAUUCUAGGAAAACGUCAACGAUUAUUGACUUAUUUGUCAAAGAAAAAUAAAGUGCGUUAUAAGAAAUUAAUGGAUCAAUUAAAUAUUAGGGAAUCAAAAAUUUAUUAA
Phalaenopsis equestris is the source of this 276-nucleotide messenger RNA. The record is from the annotation of a RefSeq genome assembly. NCBI's taxonomy places the organism in Eukaryota, Viridiplantae, Streptophyta, Magnoliopsida, Asparagales, Orchidaceae.